This is a messenger RNA of Ipomoea nil (Japanese morning glory), 1720 nucleotides long. RefSeq names its product F-box protein SKIP31. The transcript is spliced from 9 exons. Lineage: Eukaryota; Viridiplantae; Streptophyta; Magnoliopsida; Solanales; Convolvulaceae. The coding region runs from base 278 to 1465 and encodes 395 amino acids. The record is from RefSeq and is a predicted model, not a curated record. Gene Ontology annotation, molecular function: protein binding.
AAUUAUCCCGAUAUACACAUUACACACCAAUCCCCUUGGUUUUGCCCCAUUCUAUCGUAUUCGGACCCGACCCGGCCGACCCACAUAUCCGAACCCUACCUAGUUCCCCCACCCCUUCUCCCACUCUUCGCAUCAAACCCCCGAGUUAAUCGACGGUCCAGAUUCGCCGACUAUAGUUUCCGAUUUCCGACGUUAUUUUCCGGCCACGCCUUCCUUGUAAGCACAGGUACAUGCAUGUUUACGUUUAGAUUCAAUUUCUGAAGACGAAUCGAUAAUUAUGGCCGCUUCGGACGAUGAAGAUGAAUCCCUCGCGCAAUUCCUUGAAUCUGAAGUCCUUGCGUUCUCCGAUCAGGAUCAAGGGAAUGUGUCCAAUGAGGAGGAAGAAAAGGGAGGCAGAGAGUCAAAACAUAUGAGAGUUGAGGAUUAUGAGGAAGAGAAUGAAGAUCUCGUGGAUGAAGAAGAAGGGAGAGUACUAAAGAAAAUCAGAGUUGUAAAAGAUGAGGGUGAGAUUGAGGGAAAGGAGAAGGAGGAUGAGGAACAGAAGAGAAGAGCAAAAGAAAUUAGAGUUGGAGAGGAAGAGGAGGAACAAGUAAGACCAUUAUUCUCAUCCCCAUCUUCAAUUGGGGGUGCAUCUGGAAUGAUCAAUACCUUUAAAGAUAUAAAAAAUGGUGCAAGUACUAGCAGUAAUACUCUUCGGAUUCCCAGGCGGAUAGAUACUGGAGUUAUUAGCAAAAUUCCUCCUGAGUUGCUCCAUCACAUACUUAAAUUCCUUUCCUCAGAGGAUCUUGUUUCAUGUUCAUUGGCCUGUAAAUUCUUAAACUAUGCUGCAUCCGAUGAAUCAUUGUGGCGUCGACUGUACUGCAUGAGAUGGGGUCUUCGUCCACCAAAAAGACCACGGGAAUCUGCUUGGAAGAAGAUGUACAUUCAACGUGAUGCAGAGGAUAUGGGAGAGUUUGUUAGAAAUUGUCCGUCUGAAUUCAAAGAAUAUUACAUCCAAAUGCAGGCAGCAAAAAGAAGCCAAACUCCUCUUCUGUCACAGGUGAAUGAUGAUCAUAUAAUACUUGAUAAGACUGUUGCUGAUCAAAUCUCCAUUUGGAAGAAAAACAAAGGCCUUAGUGAUAAAGUGUUUGUGGAUCAUGCUUGUUCUGGGGAGGCAUGCACUUACUAUCAAAUCGGUGAUGUAUUUGUUUGUGAGAAGACUGGACUUGUGCAUGUAUGUGACGAUACGUGCAGAGAGGUUGUUUCUGAUCCAACAAAUGGGCUCUUGGUGUGUACUAUCUCAGGUCACUGUUUUGACAGAAUGUUGUCUCCAUCUGAAAUAGAACCAGACACGGAACAGCAGCAGGGUGGUGGGACUGAUGAAGCGGAACCAUUCAUGGGAUCCGGUCGAUUUGCCCGAGCUUAUUUGCUGGGUUACAACUGUGAUGAUGAGAAGGAACUUGAAGCUGCACUGAGGUUCUGCUGAUUCAACUGCUUAUAUAUGUUAUAUGUAUAGGUGUAUCAUCUUUGAUUCCAUACCAGUAGCAACAUAGCAGUAAAGCGCAAUUUUAAUAAUCUUUUUACUUAUUAGUAUGAUCUUAUAUUUUUACCAACCUUUGAUGUUGUAGUAUUAUAGCAUGCUUGGCUAUUUCAGUAUAUGAGGUUUUGCACCAAGUAAUCUAGUAUUUACAUUUCUAUGGUGGAUUACAUGCAUUGAGUAAAGGGAGAAGAGCAUAUCCAU